UUGGAGGACUGGGGGCAGGGGGCGGAGAGCUCCGGUGUCUGUUUUUGGGCGGGAAUUGAAACCGCCACUGCUGCCAACUUAAACUAGAGAGCUGCAAGUAUCCAGCCUUGUAAGGAGCCAUGGUGCGGUCUGUGAGGCAUAAGAAACCAGUCAAUUACUCACAGUUUGAGGACUCCGACAGUGAUGAUGAUUUUGUUUCUGCAACUGGACCUUUAAAUAAGAAAUCUAGAACAACACCAAAGGAGUUAAAACUAGAAAAACCAACACCUAAAUUGAAGAAUCUCCAGAAAGAAGAUACCCCAUUGCAAGAGAAAACCCCUAAAAAAAGGAUGGCUUUAGAUGACAAGCUCUACCAGAGAGACUUAGAAGUCGCACUGGCAUUAUCAGUGGAGGAACUUCCAACAAUCAUCAUUGAUGUGGAGGAGUCUCAAGAUAAAAAUUUGGAUAAGAUUACUGAGGAAGAUGAUUUGCAUGGGGCUCGAGGGAAAAGAAAAGCAGCAUCUAAAGCUGGGGCACAACAGAGGAAGAUUCUUCUGGAAGGCAGUGAUGGCGAUAGUGCUGAUGACUCCAAACCAGACUUUGCAACUAGUGAAGAUUCUGAGAAUGAUUCUGAUUUUAGUGAGAGUGAAGAUAAUGAUGAAGACUUCACUGUAAGAAAAAGUAAAGUUAAAGAAAUUAAAAAGAAAGAAGUGAAGGUUAAAUCCCCAGUGGAAAAGAAAGAGAAGAAACCUAUAUCCAGAUGUAAUACUUUGGUGACUUCAGUGAACUCUGCUCCAGCUGCCGUCAAAUCAGAACCUCAGUCCUCAAUGAAAAAAGUAUUUCCUUCAGAGGCCACUAGGAAACCAUUGCAAAUAUGCAGUCCUUCAGCUGAAAGCAAGAGACCCAAGUGGGUCCCCCCAGCGGUAUCUGGAAGCAGCAGCAGCAGCAGCCCCAGCAGCAGCCGCAGCCCACUGGCAGGGGUGUCUGUUAAGUCUCCAAAUCAGAGUCUCCGUCUUGGCUUAUCCAGACUAGCACGAGUUAAACCUUUGCAUCCAAAUGCUGUUAGUAGCUGAGUUUGGUAGUAAAAAAAAUGUUUGAUUAACAGAAUCACCACUUUACAAGUGUGUUUGUAUUUGAAUUGUGUUUAUAUUUAAAGAGGAUAUUGUAAUAUAAAGGAAUUCCUUAAUGUCAUAUAAAUUAUCUCUACCCAUUUUGUGAUUAUGUUCUCUGAAAAGCUAUUCAAAACUUCAAUAAGAGGUUUGUUUAUAAGAAUUAUCUUGUAAUGUCGUUUCCUUCUGAAGGGCAUAUUCUAUUUUCCUUACGUAUAAUAAAUUAUUGUCAUUAGUGGUUGUCAGUUUGACGUGGAGGAAGUCUGCAUUACAUGCUGUUCUUUUCCAAUAACAUGAGGUUUCUUUCUAGCUUCAUCUAAUUUAUGGCACCUUAACUUUGUUCAGAGUUUAUCUGGCAAAAGGAAACAUUCCCAUCUUUUCCAGGAGAUGUUUCUGAAAUCUUGUACUUAAGCUGCAUUGUCAGUUUUAUUGCAAAGAUGUUUUGUAUUUUAGCCAAAUAAUUUUAUAAUAAGAAUUCAGAAUUAUUUUACACAUUAAAACAGUUGCUGUAUGGCAUAUGUCUCCUACUUAGAAAUAGAUGAUUAUUGUACAGCAUAUAGAAUUUCUUGACAUUUUAUGAAGCCCCCAUUGUCAAAACCUUUAAUAAAAAUGAAAAGGUUUUGAUAUGCUCUUUUCCUUGAUACAAUCACAUCUGUCUAUCUCUGUCUAUAUUUCAUGAUAAAAUGAAUGCUUGGCAAAAAACAUUAGCCUUCUGAUGUAAAUAUAAAGGGGGGCUGUUAAAAUAAUCACUGUGUUAGGUCAGUGCCUUAGAGGGUAGCUGUCAAGUACUUCAUCAUCCCUAUUAUGAUAUUAGAUAAUACAGCUUUUCAGGAAACUUAGAUCUGAAUUGUUGUGAAUAAAAAUAGUAACAGACAUUUUAUAUUUAUGGUGAGAAUUUCAACCUGCUCCUGAUAACUUUUUAA
Messenger RNA from Hipposideros armiger (great roundleaf bat), 2011 nucleotides. RefSeq names its product RAD51 associated protein 1 (gene RAD51AP1). Gene Ontology annotation, biological process: double-strand break repair via homologous recombination; interstrand cross-link repair. Gene Ontology annotation, molecular function: double-stranded DNA binding; single-stranded DNA binding. The transcript has 8 exons. The coding region runs from base 120 to 1052 and encodes 310 amino acids. The record is from RefSeq and is a predicted model, not a curated record. Lineage: Eukaryota; Metazoa; Chordata; Mammalia; Chiroptera; Hipposideridae.